GUUGACGUCCAACCCGUGUGUUAUUUGUUUUGAACCCAAAUUCGCGAGGUUAUAAUUUGUUUUACCUGUGUUUUCAAAUAUCCGUUAAAAAACCAGAACAAUUUCCUUAAAAGUAUGUUUGAGUGCCAAGAAAUAUCUGCCGAACACAAGGAUUUAAUCCAUGAUGUUUCUUAUGACUAUUACGGUGAUAGAAUAGCCACUUGUUCGAGUGAUCAGUACGUUAAAGUGUGGGACAGAAACGAGGAGGGCAAAUGGAUAUUGUCUUCAUGUUGGAAAGGGCAUAGUGCUUCAGUGUGGAAAGUAACCUGGGCGCAUCCGGAAUUCGGGCAAGUUUUGGCCACAUGCUCCUUUGAUAGAACAGCCACAGUUUGGGAGGAAAUUGUUGGAGAUACUCCUGGGCCUGGCAAGAGCGGCCAAAGACACUGGAUGCGCCGAACCAACUUAGUCGAUUCCCGGACUUCUGUUACAGACGUGAAGUUUGGGCCAAAAGCACAGGGCUUGCAGCUAGCAACAUGUUCAGCGGAAGGUAUCAUUAGGAUAUAUGAAGCUCCCGAUGUCAUGAAUUUGAGCCAGUGGACACUGCAACAUGAAGUCCAAUGCAAAUUAUCCUUGAGCUGCCUCACGUGGAAUUGCAGCCUGUCCAGAGCACAUCCACCAAUGAUUGCGGUUGGCAGUGAUGAGCCUGGAUCCGGCGGCAAAGUGUUCAUCUACGAGUACAGCGAAAACAGUAGGAAAUGGAUAAAAUUGGACACUGUUUCGUGCAUCACUGAACCCGUUCACGAUAUUGCUUUUGCCCCAAACUUGGGAAGGACGUUUCAUAUACUGGGCGUCGCCACCAAUAACGUACGGAUCAUAAAUCUGACUCCAACAGACGACGAACAGUCUCAACAAAGUGGGAUUACCAAGCUAGAUAUACAAACAGUGGCCCAAUUCGAUGAGCAUGGCUCCACUGUAUGGAGGGUCUGUUGGAACGUAAAUGGCUCAGUGUUGUGUUCCAGCGGCGAUGAUGGUUGUGUUCGAAUGUUCAGAAUUCACAGCAAAACACUGUGGAAGCAGGAGGGCGUCCUUAAGGGCGACGGUAAUCAGGUUCCCACUGCUAUGGAAGCGGCCCAAAGCGGACCCCAACAUAUUCCCCAAGGAUCCCCAGUGGGUUCGAUUGCCUCGCAAACUGCCCGAUACAUCAAAUUAGGGUCAAUAUCGCAACCAAGUCGCGAACCCUGGUACUAAGCGAUGAUCAAUUGAUUCGAAAUUGGAGGUUUUUCAAGGGAUCCACGUGAGCGCAUCGUAGUAGUAAUUUCGAUUAAUUUAAUCAGCGAUUAUUGCCUAGUAGGAAAGGUUGACUUUUUCUCAACCGGUAAAAACGCCGUAUGUUUAAUUUUUACUUGAGCUACAGUUAGUCUAAUUAUUAAGCCGCUUUUGAUAAUGUUUUACACCUUUUUUACCGACACCUUUAACACUUUAUUAAUUUUUGCUUAGCGUAUACUUCAAUUUCAUUUUUUGGAAGUGAGCAUUCAUUUAAAAGUUUCAGCUCUGUUGAAUAUUAGUUGCUUAAAGUUUCAGUUUUAAUGAUUGGGAAAUGCGGCAGGGCUUGUUGCCUUGCCGCAUUCAAGCGAGCAAGCUAUUGUUUGAGGAAAUGCUCAUUAUUUACCUGAUGUUUGAAAGUUUCCAACAAUGCGAACUACAUUUGGGGUUUUUUAAAUAUCGGGAGCAUUUCAAUGGCUCGAUCUAGUUUUGAAGUGUAACGUUCCUGUGCCAUUGAUAUUUAGAUUUUUUGGCCACUUUCAAAUACAGUUAGUUUAAGAAAG
Molecule: messenger RNA, 1805 nt
Organism: Dendroctonus ponderosae (mountain pine beetle)
Lineage: Eukaryota; Metazoa; Arthropoda; Insecta; Coleoptera; Curculionidae
Gene: Nup44A
Product: nucleoporin SEH1
Exons: 6
Coding region: 115-1227 (370 amino acids)
Biological process (GO): positive regulation of TORC1 signaling; cellular response to amino acid starvation
Cellular component (GO): nuclear pore outer ring; Seh1-associated complex
Molecular function (GO): protein binding; structural molecule activity
Source: RefSeq, a predicted model, not a curated record